Molecule: messenger RNA, 3460 nt
Organism: Pangasianodon hypophthalmus (striped catfish)
Lineage: Eukaryota; Metazoa; Chordata; Actinopteri; Siluriformes; Pangasiidae
Product: protein adenylyltransferase SelO
Exons: 19
Coding region: 189-1916 (575 amino acids)
Source: RefSeq, a predicted model, not a curated record
UGCGCCGCACAACCCGGAAGUGUUUGAGCUGAAGCGACCAGAGGAGAAGUGGAUUUGUUUUGCUGAGUUUAUUUGUUUUUUGAGAACGAAUUCGUGUACAUUUUUCGUGUUAUGUUUUCUGCAGCUUUAAGUAGUGAAUGUGUAAAGUGUUUGUCUGUGAUUAAUGUCGAUAUUCCGUGUAAAGUGUGAUGUUAAAGCUCACCAUCACUCUGUUUGUGCUGGUAGUGGAGAGUGUAUCCUCUAAUGGUUCAGGAGUGUGUGAGAAUAAUAUAAAAUUAUUUCAAAACAGAGUGUGUGGAAUCUGUGUUAAAAGCUAUCAUGAUGAUGAAGAUAAGAGCUUUAAUCCUCCCAAACAUGCACUGAAACUUUCAGCUCAAAAACUCUUAGACUCUCUCCCGCUUGAUGAAGUGAAGGAUGACGCUGUUCGUACGGUGAAGAGAUGUGUGUUUUCUCUGUCACAGCCCACAUCACUGAGAGGAGAACUUCAGCUCGCUGCUGUAUCACAGGACGUGCUGAAGAACAUCUUGGACCUGGACGAGUCUGUGACCCGAAGUGAAGAUUUUGUGCAGCGUGUCAGCGGAGGGAAACUGUUUCCCGGCUCUGUUCCUCUCACUCACAGAUACGGAGGCCAUCAGUUUGGUUACUGGGUGGGGCAGCUGGGAGACGGGCGAGCACAUUUACUAGGCGAAUACACAAACAGAAAGGGUGAGAGAUGGGAGCUGCAGCUCAAAGGCUCUGGGAAAACUCCAUACUCAAGGUCUGGAGACGGGCGUGCGGUGCUGAGAUCGUCUGUUCGAGAGUUCCUGUGCAGCGAGGCCAUGCACUUCCUCUCCGUCCCCACCAGCAGAGCUCUCAGCCUAGUGGUGAGUGAGGAAGCCGUGUGGAGAGAUCAGUUCUAUAAUGGCAGUGUGAGGAGAGAGAGAGGAGCUGUUGUCCUUCGUCUAGCACCGUCAUGGUUCCGAAUCGGCUCUCUGGAGAUUUUAGCCAGAACUGGAGAGCUGGAUAUUCUGAGGACGUUGUUAAAUUUUGUAAUAGAAGAGCAUUUUACAGCCAUCGAAUUCACCGACCCGAACAAAUACGUGGAGUUUUUCUCAGUGGUGGUGAAUGAAACCGCACACAUGAUCGCGAAGUGGAUGUCUGUCGGCUUCGCUCAUGGUGUGUGUAACACGGACAACUUCAGCCUUUUGUCCAUCACUAUAGAUUACGGUCCAUUUGGAUUCAUGGAGUCGUACAACCCGAAUUUUGUGCCGAACUCGUCUGAUGAUGAGGGCAGGUACAGUAUCGGAGAACAGGCUAACGUGGGCCUGUUUAACCUCCAGAAGCUUCUUGAGGCUCUUCACCCGGUGCUUUCUCCACGUCAGAGAACACAAGCUGAGCGAAUACUAAGAAGAUAUCCAGAAAUCUACCACAGAAGGUUUCAUGACCUUUUCAAAGCAAAGUUGGGCCUCCUCGGUGAUGACGAGGGUGAUGCGUAUCUCAUCGCCUUUCUUUUAAAGCUAAUGGAGGACACACGUGCAGACUUUACCAUGACGUUCAGACAGCUGAGUGACGUGAGUCUGCUCGAGCUCCAGAAGAACUCCAUCACUCAGACUAUGUGGGCUCUCUGGGAUCUUUCCUCUCAUGAUUAUUUCUCAGACUGGGUUAAACUUUACUCACAGAGAAUUAAAAGUCAGGUGGACAAUUCAGAAGAGAAUCGGCGUCACAGGAUGAGAGGAGUUAAUCCACGCUACGUGUUGAGGAACUGGAUGGCCGAGUUGGCUAUUAGGAAAGCAGAGAAUAACGACUUCUCUGAGGUGGCGGUGUUGCUUCACACGCUGACUGAACCCUUUGUGGAGAAUGAGAAAGCAGAGAGAGCGGGUUACUCCAGCAGACCUCCAGCCUGGGCUUCAGAGCUGAGGGUCAGCUGCUCUUCCUGAUCUUCCUCAUCUAUACACCUACCUCUAGGUCCUUUUUUUUUUUUUUUUUUUUAAAUAUAUAAUUUUUAGAUGGAAGCAAAAAAAGAGUCAUAAAGAUUGAAUUUGAAUACUGAGUAAUUAAACACUGAAACUAGUUGAGUAUACUGUAGAUGUUAAUCAAGUUUAAAAUGAAAGUGAAUUUCUGAAUAAUGAAUCUUUAAAGUGAAUAAGUGAAUCUCUGAACAGUGAAUCUUUAAAGUGAAUAAGUGAAUCUCUGAACAGUGAAUCUUUAAAGUGAAUCUCUGAACAGUGAAUCUUUAAAGUGAAUAAGUGAAUCUCUGAACAGUGAAAUAAAACUACUUUGAAUUUAAAAGAGGUUCAUUCAAAACAAAUAAUAAAUACAGAUGUGUAGUUGUCUGUGGAAAAUAUUUUACCAUUCAAAUCUGUAUGUCUCUUUUCUGCUUCCAUACCUUUACAGCAUUUUACUGACCUUAUCAGUAGCGGCUCGUCCAUAGGGUCAGGUGAUGCAGAUUCCCACCAUUCAUAUCAGCUGUUCAACAAAUAUUAAUCUUCAUAAAGUUUAAAUACCAGUUACCUCUUUUGAGUGACCAAAUGACUUAAAAAAAUUGUUGUUAUUUGACAUAUGUAAGCCAAUGUUCUGCUGAUUUGCUGGUCUUUAGCACCAUAGAGUUAUUAUUGCAGCUAGUGGUCAAAAAUGGGAACUACAGCAAGCUCUAACAGGGAAUUUAUAUAUUUGUGUAAAGCUGUUUUGUGACAAUGUCCAUUGUUAAAAGCACUAUACAAAUAAAAUUGAAUUGAAAUUGACUUAACAGAGGCCUUUUGGGGCAGGAAUCACACUGCCUCAUGCUCAGGGGCGGAGCAGAGGCCAGGGCAGUUAAUGACAGGGUUGCCAGGUUGUGCUAGUUGAAAUAACUCUGCAACCACCAAAUCUUGUUUUAUAGCAAAUAAGCAGAAUUAAACCUAAUACAUUUCCACAAACAAAGGCAAAAUGUAAGUACAGACUGUGUGUCUAUGAUGUACAGAACCAUUUCUACUAUUAGAUGUAUUGCAAAGGUUAAGAGAACAAAGGGGAGAUGGAUAUGGAGUGGAUAAUGUCUGUAACAUCAGAAAUACAUGUGUGUUACUUGUUUCCCCAUGCAAAGGCUGAAAAAAGAAGAAAAAUGUGUGUCUCUUUCCUAAUUCCUGAUUUUUUUUUCCCGGCUAGUUUCUGGUCUUUUGUGUGGUUUUUGAGAUGUUUUUGGGCUGGUAAUUUUGCUGAAACCUGGCAACCCUGGUUAAUGACAUUAUCUCAAACACAGUACAUCUAAAAUCAAGCUGCUAGACUGUACGCUGGAUGACUGUAUGUCAUCGACUCUACCUAUUAAAGGGUUUCUCUAAAAAUUCCCUAGAUAAUAACCUGUAAUAUAAGCUGCUUCUGGUCUUUAUGGAAUUUUUGCUGUUCAUGCGCUCCAAAAAAAAGACAAAUGAUAUGAUUUAAGGCACAUACAGUGUGAAUAUAACGCAUCUUUCUGUUUUGUAUAAAUUUGUAUAGAAGUGGUGUAUAA